This is a messenger RNA of Gigantopelta aegis, 1233 nucleotides long. RefSeq lists its product as uncharacterized. Gene Ontology annotation, cellular component: membrane; nucleoplasm; cytosol. Lineage: Eukaryota; Metazoa; Mollusca; Gastropoda; Neomphalida; Peltospiridae. Gene Ontology annotation, molecular function: 2'-5'-oligoadenylate synthetase activity; double-stranded RNA binding. The record is from RefSeq and is a predicted model, not a curated record. Bases 1 to 1233 code for a protein of 410 amino acids. Gene Ontology annotation, biological process: regulation of ribonuclease activity. The transcript is spliced from 4 exons.
AUGGAUGAAGUAGAAAGAUACAAACAAUCCAGAAACAAUGGUUGCUGUAUGUAUGAAGAUUGUCCUUAUCCAUUUAACGGUGAUGUCAGAACACAUAUGGAAGAGUAUCACAAGUGUUACGAGUGUGAUAUGUGCGAUCGAUCUUUUUUUCUUAAGCAGGCUCUAAUCGACCAUACGAAUUCAAUGGGACACAAUGUUGUAUGUCGUGCUUGCAAUGAAACAUUCUCCACCAAAUUAGACCUUCAUUUACACCUAAGGGAGAACAAACAUUAUCGCCGGCAGCAACACUUCUCUGAAUCGUUUCAAGAGCAACCUCAUUCGACAGAAUACUCUUGCAUUGACAUUUCCAUUAACUUUUUCUCAUCAGAGUCACGUGAAGUUUCAUCACAACCAGACAUUGUUAUUGAAAAUGACGAGUCUCCAGUUUCACUUAAAGGAAGAUUCCCACACAUCUUCAAAGGAAGUCGGGAAGGAGAAUCACUAAAUAAGUUCAUGGAGAGACUUGUUCGGCCUAAUGACGAGUACAUCAGACGGUGUGAAAAUCUGGUGAACAGACUGAAAAAGUUCAUGGAACACAACACUAAACUCCACGUGAAAAAGGUGUUUGUGGCUGGCUCGGUGGGGAAAAUGACCAACAUUUCAAAUCAUUCAGAUGUCGAUCUUAUUGUGUUCAUUGAUGACUAUUCUACCAUGAAGGAGUUCAAAACUAAUCUUGGAAGUGUUUUGGAAAAGUUAGAGCGACAUGUACGAAAUGAUUUAAAUUGGGCAAAAGAGGUGACACACAAAAACACUACGCCUCACGCUGUUCAAUUCGAAGUAAAACUGAAAGGAUACGAUGAUGACGACGAUGACGUGAUUCAAGUGGAUCUGUUGCCAGCACUGGAUCUUUUUCCAGCAUCAGACGAACUUGAUGAACGAGAUCUCAUGGAGGAAUGUAAGCUGAUCUAUAAAGACAUGAAGUCAAAAUCUUCCAUAGAGAGAAGAUACUAUUCUGUAUGUUUUGCCGAGAUCCAAACAGAAUUUGUGAAAUCCACUCCAAGCGAUGUUAGGGAUUUGAUUAGACUGCUCAAGUAUUGGAAAUAUGUAUGUAUGAUGUACAUAUUUAUACUGAACAUGUUCCGGUUACAUCAUGUUUCCUGGAGUAUUUGGUUAUACACUUAUGGCAAAAUGAAUGGGAUGAAGCUGAAGAGCUGGAUGUUCAUCCUAAGGUUAAAGAGGUUGUUUGUCAACUGA